AUGUCGUCUUCUGCAGCCAAGGAGAUUGACGCACUCAUUCGCGAUGUGGCUGCGGCUUCCAAGUUACCAGCCAAGUCCCGAAUGGGAGAUAUCAGGCCUACAGUGGCAAGCCUGACCUCUUUGGCCUACGAAAAUGGCUUACUGCCGGAAGCACUUGAUCAGCUUAUUGAUCUGGUUGUUGCACCCAGCCACCUUGAUCAGGCUAGUCGAAAUGCCAUAGUUAGAAAUCUGUAUCCUGUCUCCAGAGUAUCCCGCGAUGUUGCCAUUCGUGUUAUUGGGGCUCUUGGCCAUGGAGCACUUAAACCUUCGCUCAGUAUCCAGGUAGCACUUUUGAAAUGGCUCAUCAUGAUUCACCACGUGCUGGAAACCCCAGCCGUGUUCGCUCAAGCCUACAGUGUUCUCUUCAAUUUGCUCAAUACGGCAGCGAUUCGACCCAAUCUCUGCCAUUUACUUGCACUCAUCACACGAAGAAAGCAUGUUAGACCCUUUAGGAUCCAAGCUCUCUUGAACUUAUCACGGCAGACUGCCAAUGAUCCUUACUUAAUCGGCCUUCUUAGAGUCUACAAAGACUAUUAUCCUGAAAUCAUCUUGGGAGAGCUAGUUCGAGGCAGGGCCUCAGCCUUCAAGCAUCCGGACAUAUCGUGGAAAGAAAGGCUUCAGGAAGUACAAGAGGCUUAUGCCCUGCAAGCAGAGAAGAAUUCACAAGCUAUUCUUGACGGCUUCCGGGUUAAUCGCCCCACUGGUCGAGGCCGAGGAAACAGAGUUGUACCAGCCGUCCACACGUCUCAUGCCACAGAGAAUUCUGUCACUUUGGAAGAAGUCGAGAACAUCACAGGCUUUGUACAGAAUAUUGACAGGAUAGAGCUACCCAACCAACUUGUGGCCGUCCUCGCGGAUCCCUUGUUGCAAAAGCUGCUGCUUCUGCGUCCAAACGCAGAGGCUUACCAACGGGUAGCGAACUGGCUCAACUCGGUUCUGCAAAAUGUCAUUGAUGGCGAUGCUGACGAAGCCGUGCUCUGGGAAGUUUUGGAUGUCGUAAAAGAAUUUGUGGUGCAAAAAUUGUAUAAACACAUCUUGCAACCACUAGAGCUGGCUAUCUUGGAUAAUACGCCAGGCUCCCAGGAGGAAAUUCUACGUCUAUGUACCAACAUACUCCGUCACUGGACUGCCAUAUUACAAUCGAGCGAUCCAGUUCCAGCCCAUGCAAAUACGAGCAUCACGGCGUUGAUACGCCAUACCGGGCGACUCAGUCUCACUCUUCUACAAACCUCUCCCACAGAGUCGGUGAAUAUCGCCAUCAUCGAGUUCUAUGAACAGGCGAUUCACCUCGUCAAUGACGAUUCUCUCAAAUACUAUAUACGGAUUGAACUGCCACCAUCCGAGCUGAUUUAUACGUUCUUGUUCAGCAGUUCAGUGGCGACCAUGUCUCGCCUAUGUGGCAUCUUGGCCUGCUACAAAAAAGGCUUCGAAAUGGCCAUGUCAACAAAGGCAAGAAAUGAUGGCUCUAAUCGAAUCGAUGCGCUCUCUUAUGACCGAGCCUACGUGAAUCUCUAUAACGGGUAUCUUAUGGAUAUCUGUAACUGCUUCUGGCGAAGCAGGGCUUUUAGCGAUGCAGAUACCAACUCUCAUGGCUGCCUGAUGCCACGGCGUACCGUGGCCAACCUCACGGCAUAUGUCUCUUCAGUGGACAAGGCGUUCUCUUUGCCUUCACUUCUUACGUUGUCAUAUUCGCCUGUACUCUGUUUUCAGAGCAUUCGCUCGGUGCGAGAUCUUGAGGACGCCGCCAUAGGAAGCAGCGAUAACGCCAUAAGGACAAGACACGCCGGGCCUGUGACACAAAACAGUCUUUCGAAAUUGGCUGUCGCGGGAGGUGUACAGCUUUCAUGGCAAGACUAUCGCAUCGAAGUAUUGAGAUCACUUGCGGAAAAGAGCCUUGGUGGCAUCGCCGAGCUGUUGAAAAACACAAUGACAGUGCUGAAGAACUCAAUGGAUGCAACACCACGAGCACGAGCAAAAAUGUCCAUAUAA
This is a messenger RNA of Trichoderma gamsii, 2028 nucleotides long. RefSeq lists its product as hypothetical. The transcript is spliced from 6 exons. Gene Ontology annotation, cellular component: kinetochore; cytosol; nuclear body. Lineage: Eukaryota; Fungi; Ascomycota; Sordariomycetes; Hypocreales; Hypocreaceae. The coding region runs from base 1 to 2028 and encodes 675 amino acids. The record is from RefSeq and is a predicted model, not a curated record.